Messenger RNA from Salmo salar (Atlantic salmon), 4741 nucleotides. Its product is annotated as GRB2-associated-binding protein 1. NCBI's taxonomy places the organism in Eukaryota, Metazoa, Chordata, Actinopteri, Salmoniformes, Salmonidae. Gene Ontology annotation, cellular component: cytoplasm. Gene Ontology annotation, molecular function: signaling adaptor activity. Gene Ontology annotation, biological process: signal transduction. The record is from RefSeq and is a predicted model, not a curated record.
CUGUCAAUCAUAAUUAGCAACCACAGGCAGUGAAACUGUGUGGAAGGUCGGCGAAACGCUACGUUUUGGGGUGAAAAGGCAUUGUACUUUCCGUGAAACAAUUAUGCGUCGGAAAGGAGAGGAAAAUACGUAUCCUAUUGUGCUUAAAAAUAUUUGUUCUACUUUGGAAGGAAUUGCAUAAAAGCGAUUUCACUGAAAGCCAAACUCGGCGAGUUUCACUUGCAAGCAACUAUUCUGCUUGGAGUACGAAACGUAUCCAGAAGAAGGUAACCACGGACGCACGACACUUUGGGAUUUAAUUUGGCUAUUUAACACACUUCUUGACAAAAGUGGUUGAUACAUUUCAGAGGACUGUCUUAAAGUCGCUGUUGGUGACUCGCAGCGCAGACUAGGAGGUGUGACGGUUCACUCAAAACAAUCUCGGCCCAAACAUCCAGACGGCGAGGAAGAAAGGAGGAAAGAUGAGCGGGGGAGAUGUGGUGUGCUCGGGCUGGUUAAGAAAAUCACCUCCAGAAAAAAAGUUGAGACGUUACGCAUGGAAGAAGCGGUGGUUUGUUCUCCGCAGCGGCCGUCUCUCGGGCGACCCAGACGUGCUGGAGUACUACAAGAAUGACCACGCCAAGAAGCCCAUCCGCGUGAUCGACCUCAACCUGUGUGAACAGGUGGACGCAGGGCUCACGUUCAACAAGAAGGACCUGGAGCACAGCUUCAUCUUCGACAUCAAGACCAUCGACCGCGUCUUCUACCUGGUGGCCGACACGGAGGACGACAUGAACAAGUGGGUCCGCUACAUCUGUGACAUCUGCGGCUUCAACCCCACGGACGACGAGGCGGCAAAGGCUGCCCACCAGGCGGCCAGCAGUGGCUCUGUGGUGGACACCCCCCCUCACCCUGGCCUGGGGGGUCCUCCGGCCAUGCUGACCAACGUGCCCCCUCCCUACCAGCCGGUCAGCGUGCGCCACCUGGACUCAGAGUCCAGCCUGGACGAACCCCAGGACUACCUGUGGCUGGUCAACUGUGAGAGCAAGAAGCCAGAGCCCAACAGAGCCCACGCCGAGUGUUCCAAGUCGACCUCGUCGGAGACGGACCUGAACGACAACGUCCCCGCCCACCGCACGCCAACCUCCACUAGCUCCUCCUCUAAGCACGCCAACGGCUUCUUCUCCUCUGUCCUGCCCCCUCACCCCUCCUCCGCCUCCUCCAUCUAUGACUCUCCGCCUUCCCGCGGAGGCGACCUCUCCUCCAGCCUCUACCACCUCCCCCGCUCCUACUCCCAGGACACUGUGCUCCUUCCCAAGUCGGCCUCCGCCUCCUCGCCCCCCGUCCCGGUCGACGGCGACGCCCCGGAGCUCUACGUCUUCAACGCGCCCUUGCGGAAGCCCUCCGUGGAGACUCAGAUGAGGAACCUGUCGGUUAGCUACGAUAUUCCUCCCACACCAGGCAGUAACUGUACCUAUCAGGUGCCUCGAGGUCCAGCGAGUGGUGGGUCUGAGGGUGGGGAUGGGAUGCCUCCGCCCCGGCCCCCCAAGCCUUCCCUCAGCUCCCUGACCCCGGGGCACCCGCCGCCCCCCGCGGAGCGCUCGCCCACGGACACGUACUGCGUGCCGCGCUCCAUGUCGGAGACGGACGGGAACUACUGCGUGCCCACCAGCGCCGGGAACAAGGCCCUGAGGAGCAACACCAUCGGCACCAUGGACUCAUCACGCCUCAGGAAAGAUAUGGCCUCCCAGGACUGUUACGAUAUCCCCAGGACGUUUCCCUCUGACAAGAGCUGCUCGUUUGACUUCAACGAAAGCUUCAACAGCUACUUGCCUGCCUCUCUCUCUGCACCCCCUCCCCUCCAGAAAAACAAAGGCAUGAUGCCAGUGGGCAGCCAGUCCAUGGAGGAAGUUGACCAGAACUACGUACCCAUGAGCGCCAACUCCCCGUCCCACCACCGCUCCGGCAGCCUGUCGGGCUGUGAACCCAUCAUGGAACCCAACUAUGUCCCCAUGACCCCGGGCCCGGGCACCUUAGAGUUCUCCCUGGGCAAGCAGGUUCCCCCACCGGCCCACAUGGGGUUUCGCUCAAGCCCCAAUACCCCACCCCGCAGGCCCAUGCUCAUCAGCGAUUGUCAGCCCCCGCCCGUGGACCGCAACCUCAAACCGGACCGCAAAGGUCAGAGUCCUAAAAUAAUAAGAGCUAAGGGGGUUGGUUUAGAGCGAACCGACUCUCAGACCGUAGGGGAGUUCCCAAGACGACGCAAGGCCAAGCCCGCCCCUUUGGAGAUCAAGCCCCUACCUGAGUGGGAGGAGUCAUCGGCGCCCGUCCGCUCGCCUGUCACCAGGUCUUUUGCUCGGGAUCCCUCCAGGUUCCCCAUGCCCCCCAGGCCUCCCUCGGUGCAUAGCACCGCCUCCAGCACCGACUCCGAGGACUGUGAUGAGAAUUAUGUAGCCAUGGUCUCUAAGGCAGACGAACUAAACAUGAAGCUGGGUGCGCCCAUGACGGCGGACGGGGGGAGCAGCCCAAUGGUGAAGCCCAAGGGUGACAAGCAGGUGGAGUACCUGGACCUAGACCUGGACCCCGGCAAGUCUACCCCACCACGGAAGAAGAAGAGUAAUGGGAUUGGUCUGGCAGUGUCAGAUGAGCGGGUGGACUACGUGGUGGUGGACCAGCAGCGGACGCAGGCCCUCAAGAGCACCCGGGAGGCCUGGAACGACGGACGCCAGUCCACAGAGACAGACUCCUCCACCAAAGGGCCCAAGUGACCCCCAGCUCACCCAGCUAUAGCCCCACGCUGCUGGGCCGCAGACAUUACUCCAAGCCCGGGCUCGGGCCCCGGCCUUCACCUCCUCCACCUCCUCCAGACUCCUAGUGCCGAAGUGAAGGGGCCGGUGGACCUCCAGGGCCGCUGAACUGUCUUUAGUUUACACUGCCAUCAGUCAGUCCGAGGACAGAACAGCGACAGCACAGCGCCCCUCUGUGGCAGACAGGGGGUAUGUGCCAGGAAUAAGCUGAAUGCAGUAUGGAUGCAAGUAGGUUUGAUUGAUGUAUCAGUCCUCACCUGCCUGAUAUGGGGACUCUGUAAAGACAUUACCACAUCCACAAAGACUUGGAGUCUGGAACACUUACUGCCACUUAUGGUGGAUUUCAGUUUAGAUUUUUCCUCUAGAUGGUUGGAGAAUGACCAGGAGAAGACUUAAAAACAUUUCCUUUAUGAUUAAAUCACAACACUGUGGGACACUGUCUGGAGUCUGUUUUGGGAGAGAAUGGGUCAUCUCUCUUUCAGAAUCAGAAUGCUUAGUGUCUACUUAAUACUUUACUGCCAAGGUUGCCUAGUUUUGCUGGUAGGAAAUUGGGCCAUUUUUCUCUUGUACAGGUCUAAUAUUAUCCAAAACAUUGUAAGAGAGAGAACCAGGUUUUCUUAGUGAAAAACUUGUUGUGAAUGCAAGGAAAUAGACUACAAGUAACUUUUUCUGAAACGCAACUGACCAAGUGCUCAAUCAAAGGUUUGGAUUCACUGAAACAACUUCAUUUAAUCGACUGAGAAAUGAUUAUUUUCCGCGUUUAGUUUUUAGUGGAAGAGGAAACGGCUUGACAUUUGCAAAACGAAAAGUCUGUACAAAGUGUUAUGUAUAUAAACAGAAAGUGUCCUUUAUUCAACACUAUAUACGGUGUGUGUGUGGUAAUUCUGCAGGGUGGAAUUCCAUACGCUCUCCGAGAUGGUAUCGGGACAUGUGAUAUGAAAUGACAGAAUCAACUGUGACGGCUUUUAACGGGAAGCUCCCCGACACUUUCUGUGAGUUAUGCAAAGGUGUCAAACGUAGGUUUAUAGAAGAGAGAAAUCAGGUACUCAUUCAAAUACUAAUAACAGCUAUUUCCAUUUCUAAUUUAUUUUGAGUUAUCUCAACGAUAGCUGUCCCAAGUAAUAAUCUAUAAAUGGACAGAUUUGAUGCUAUAGAGCAAAGUGCUGUUGAAAAUGCCUUCUCAACGAGCGCCAGUCAAUUUGUUUCAGGAGUUUAUUAUUGUGAUGGCGUGUCGAUUUCAUUAUCUCUCUUAGGUUUUAAUUUAUUUCAAAUGGAUUUACACACACACACACCUUCUGGGAUCUGAUGUAUGUAUGUAUGCCUUACGAUCUACUUUACUUGAUAUGUCUUUGUAAAUAGUGAGAAAUUGUGAUGUUUUACCUAAAAAGAAAAUAAUUCAGAAUCGUAGUGUUUUUUUUCAUGAUGACUAUUGGCUUUACUAACUUUCCAGGGACCCUAUUCAGGUAUCUCAGUAGGAGUGCAGAAGCCGGUUUCCCGAAAGUCCAGCUUAAGGCUAAAUUCAUUGUUAGAACCAUAGGAUCCUACGGUUCUAAUGAUGAACUUAGCCUUGAGAUAGUUUUGGGAACCCGGCCCUGGUUUAGGAUCAGGUCUCCACUGUUCAUGUAAUCUUAGUCAUUGUAAAAGGCAAAACAACUGAUUCUAGAUCAGCACUCUUACUGAGAUGCUCCAUGAAUACAGGCCCAUUUCUCUCUAAGUCCUAAGCAUGUUUUACCAGGAGAGUUAGUCUUUGCUGUAUAUAUUUGCACCAACUAUUCCAGCAUGUAUCAUUUGAAUUGAAAAGCUGUGCCUGUACUGUCAUUUCCAUACUACUUAAUUCUCACCAUCCCAUUGCAGCUUUCUGUCUCGAGACCAACUGCAAAACGUUGAUGCUUUAUCUUUUUUUAAUGAAUCAAAAGAGAAACAUUUCCAUUUGAAAGUAAACUAAAUAAAAACAA